Messenger RNA from Dermatophagoides farinae (American house dust mite), 3772 nucleotides. NCBI's taxonomy places the organism in Eukaryota, Metazoa, Arthropoda, Arachnida, Sarcoptiformes, Pyroglyphidae. The record is from RefSeq and is a predicted model, not a curated record.
UAUUUAUUGUGUGCACGUGUCAUUCAAGAAGUAUAAUUAUGGUCAACGGUGAUGAGGACUCGAUUUCAAGCAAUAAUCAUGACGAACUGGAUGUAAAUAUUGAACGACGAAAUGUUUCGAAAAAAAUCCUCAUCAAAGGUCGUAAAGUGAAACGGCUUACAAAAAAUUUCAAUGAAUUGGAUGAAAGUGAUGAAGAAUUUUUCAAUUCAUCUGAUGGAAAAAAGCCUAUCAUUUCAAAAUCACAUAAUCAAAGUGACAAUUCUUCGGAAAAAUCUGAUGAUAGUAAAACGUUUGGAUUGAAAUUCCAUAAUAAACUUUUGAAUACUGGCAAAAUUUUAUCACAUUGGAAUGAUAAUCCACAGAAAAUUAUUGUCGAUAUGAAACUGUUAGAAAGAACAAAUAAAAUAAUUCAAAAAAUUGCCACCGUUGGUCUGGAUAAUCCAUCAUCAUUAAACAAUGAUGGACAGAAUUUCGAAUCAAAACCUCUUGAACGUUGGUCUUCAAGUAUUGAAUCUGGACAUGAAACUGACAGUACAAGUAAAACAAAUCCUAUUGUUGAAGAAAAAUUAGCUCGAAUUCAACAAGUUGAAACUCAAAUUGCAAAAUCUGAACUUCCAAAAGUUGAGACAAUUUUUUAUGAUAAAGAAAAUUGUUCAAUACCGAAUGCUGAAAAAGAUAUGGAAAAAUCCAAAGAAAUUUUCGAUAAAACUUUAGCCACAAAUGACACGGCUCAAGCUUUGAUAAAUUUUUCCAACAUAACAAAUUCCUGGCUAUCUGGUUUAAGUUCGGCAACAAAAAUUGUUGGUGAAGCUACAAAAACUGCAGCAUCAACAACGAUGAAUCAUGCUGCCAAACAAUUGGUGAAUGCACAGAAUAUUAUAUUGACAAAUGCAGCUAGUUUACCGGUUGCAAAAAAUUUAACCAAUGUUGAUCGUUUGAUUUGACAAGAUAAUCAACCAACAUCUCAUACUUCUAGUAUCGAACCAGAUUCUACUAUAGCCGAUGAUUGGUCGAAUGAUUGGGAUGAUGAACCUAUUGUUUUGGCUAAAAAAAGCCAACCAUUGUCCAACGAAACGACUAUUCCAUUAUCCGAAACGAAAGAAAUUCCAGAAAUCGGUUCACUUUGCAAUAAUGAAAGCGUUCCUUUUCUAUGUAUUUGUCCACCGUAUAUUCCAAACUCAAAUGAUUCAUCUGUGAAAGAAGAACCAUUGGAUGGUUGGGAUGAUAAUUAUGACAUAGAACAAACAAAAAUACCUGAAUCAAAUGAAAAUGAAGAUGUAAAAUCUAUUAAUGAUGGCUGGGACCAUUGGGAAGAUGAUGAAACCAGCGAAAAUGUAGAGUCUUUCUCGAAAGAUUUAAAAUCUAAGACUAAUGAUCAUGAAACACAAUCUUCAUUAAUUAAAGAUGAUGUUGAUGAAAUCGGUGCAUUUACUGAAGACCAAUCACCAGCUGAAAUAAAAUUCUUCGAUCAAAUCUCUUGUCCUUCAGAAAUUCCGCCAUUUGAAUCAGCUGAUGAUCAAUGGGAAAACAAUGACUGUGAUAUUGAUUCUAGUGAUGAAAUUAUUUUAAAUUCGUUACCAUCCGCUGUUAAUAACCCAAUGCUGCAACAAAUCGGACAGGAUUUGGAAUUGAAAUCAGAUAAUCAAUUUAAAAUGAUAAUGUUCGAAGAUUCAAUUUUAACAGCAAAUAAAGCAAAUGAUUCAGAUAAUAUUGUUUCAUCUGAUUCAAGUACUGAUUGGGAAUAUCAGAAAAAUCCAAUUGAAGAUCGAAACGAAUCGUUCAUUGCUAAAGAACAAAAUGAAAUUGUAGAUGGAUGGGAUGAUUGGGAAGAUAAAGAAAUCGAAACACAAAUUACCGAUGAACAACCAAAUUCAUCUGAAAUCGGACAUCAUUGUCAAUCAAUUGAACAAAAAUCAAAUCCGAUUGAUUGGUCAAUCGAUUUAAAUUCAAAUGAUAUGCUGACCAAAGAAAGUGAAUUAAAUGUUCAAGAAAUCGUUACGAAUCACGAUAAAAAUCAAAUCGUUCAAAUUGAUGAAUCAAUAUCUGAUGAAAAGAUUUCAACCGAUUUUGAUUUACAAUUAGAAUCUGAAAAUCUUGAAUGCAACACUAUAUCGGCAGCAACAUUAUCAGAUUUAGAUGCCUUCAAAGAAAAAAUUACAACUGUGAUAGAUAAUAUUAGUGAACCUCGUGUCUUACCUUCAUCAACACCUUCAUUCGAUGAAAUGGCUGUUGAAACAACGGCCGAAAAAAUUCCAUUGGAUCAAAUAAAUGAUGAUGAAUUACAAAUCAAAAAUGAAGAAAAGAUUGAAAUAAAUCCCGAUGUUGGUUCGAUCUAUAAUGAAGAUGAUCCUGAUAUAAAUAAUUCAAACAGCCGCCAAGAAGACGAUCAAGAAAAGAAUGAUUGGUGUGAAAAAAAUAUUGACAAUCAAAUUGAACUGGAAAUCAAUAAUGAUCAAGUAACUGAAACAAAUUUGAAAUUCAUACCUCUUGAUGAAAAGCAAUCUUUUUCGAGAGAAGAUUCUUCUUGUGUUGAACAAUCAAGCAUGAUUGAAAAAAAUGUUCAAAAUGAAAAUUCAAAAUCCAAUGAUUGGGAUGAUGAUGCAUGGAAUGAUAAUUGGAACGACAAUGAAACAAACAUUGUUACAAUUUCUCAACCAGAUCAAUUUGAAGAUUCGAUUACGGAAAAAUCCUCUACAGAACAAAUCGAUUCAGUCAAGACAUUUGCUGAAACACAAAAAAUUGAUUCAGUUGUAUUAAUUUUACCCAAAUCAAAUGAAUCCUCUUCGCAUAAAAUUGUUAAAAAAUCUGAUCCCAUAUUCGAUGAUAUGCAAUGUGGUUGGGAUGAUUGGGGCGAUGAAUCUCAAGUCGAUCAUGAUGUGCUUUUGAAAAUCGAAGAAAAAACAAAAACUUCUGAUGUAUUAGAAUGUGAAGCUGUUUCGAACGUUCAAAUGGAACAAGAUAAUCGAAAAGAUGUCGAAAAACCUAAAGUAGAAUCUAUUGUAAAGAAUGAAGAAUCUACCAUCAAAGCUGAAUCUGCUGUGUUGAUCUUACCCAAACCAAAAGAAAUUUCAUCAAAACAUCAUAAGGUUGUUAAAAAAUCUCAACCUAAAUUCGAAGAAGAUCAAGAUAAUGACUGGGAUGAUUGGACAAAAAAAGAUUCGGUUGUUGAAACAAAACCAUUGAAAACUCAUUCAAAGAUUGAUCGUUUAUUGGCAAAAAGCAAACCAAAAUUUAAUCUCGUUGAUCGUUUUGAUUCUGAUUCUAAGCAGCAAAACAAAUCGAAACCUAAAUUUGCCAAAAUCAAUGAUGAUGAUGAUGCAUGGGAUGAUGAUGAACAAGACUGGACAAAGCGAUCCAAUACCAAAAAAACAGUUGCAACAAAAUUUGAAAAUAAUAAAUCUUCACAGAAUUCAAUGGCAACAGCUAUUAUGGCACCGUCAUCGAUUUCAUCCAAACAAUAUCAUCAAUUACAUAAUCAAGUGCAAUCGAAUUCUUAUCAUUCAAAUUCUUCUCAACAACAACCAUCAUCCAGUGGUGAUUUCCGAUCGGCCAUAAAAACAGCCGCCGUGGCAACAGUGUCACAUGCCGUUAGAAAUUGGUCAUUCAAUCCUGUUUCCAUAUUUGAUUCUGUGGUGGAUAAUCUAAGUAAUGUUGUGGGCGUACCAUCGGCUGAAGAAAUGGCCACCAUGAUGAGAAAACAAAACCAACAGCCUAAAAAUGGCUAAACUACUAUCUCUUUUUAUUUAUUCAUUUAUUCUGUUUCCGUCCUGUU